Paramisgurnus dabryanus is the source of this 884-nucleotide messenger RNA. It is a transcript of the gene psmb3, whose product is annotated as proteasome 20S subunit beta 3. Gene Ontology annotation, biological process: proteasome-mediated ubiquitin-dependent protein catabolic process. Gene Ontology annotation, cellular component: proteasome core complex, beta-subunit complex; proteasome core complex; cytoplasm. The record is from RefSeq and is a predicted model, not a curated record. NCBI's taxonomy places the organism in Eukaryota, Metazoa, Chordata, Actinopteri, Cypriniformes, Cobitidae.
AUAACGUCAGAAGCAGGAACAUCCAACAGCGCUUGAAAGAAACUGUGUAGUCACCGUGUGGGUUCGGUGUACUGCAGUAAUAAACAUAAUAUAGCCGAAUCGUUCACAUUUAAAUUACCACACAGGGCUUCACAGCGGUAUCUACUUUAACAUCUGUCAUCAUGUCUAUUAUGUCAUAUAAUGGAGGGGCCGUCAUGGCGAUGCGUGGAAAGAACUGUGUGGCAAUAGCAUCAGACCGGAGGUUUGGUAUUCAAGCACAGCUGGUUACCACUGACUUUCAGAAGAUUUUCCCCAUGGGAGACAGACUCUACAUUGGGCUGGCAGGCUUGGCCACAGACGUACAGACAGUAUCUCAAAGGCUGAAGUUCCGCUUGAACCUGUAUGAGCUGAAAGAGGGUCGACAGAUUAAGCCAAAGACCUUCAUGAGCAUGGUGUCCAAUCUUCUAUACGAGAGGAGGUUUGGGCCUUACUAUAUUGAGCCUGUGAUUGCUGGUUUGGACCCAAAGACCUUUGAACCAUUCAUCUGCUCUCUUGACCUUAUCGGAUGCCCCAUGGUAACAGAAGACUUUGUCGUCAGCGGCACUUGCUCAGAGCAGAUGUACGGCAUGUGUGAGUCCCUAUGGGAACCUGACAUGGAACCAGAGGACUUGUUUGAGACCAUCUCACAGGCCAUGCUGAAUGCCGUUGACAGAGAUGCAGUGUCUGGAAUGGGUGUCGUUGUUCAUGUCAUAGAGAAGGAUAAGAUCACCACACGCACCCUGAAGGCCAGAAUGGACUAGACAAAACUACUGCUAAACUUCCUCUUUUUGUACUAAAAUAGAAUUUGCCUCAGCCCAUUUGCCACCAAUAAUAUUCAGUUGUUUAAUAAACAUUUAUGACAUUUA